Messenger RNA from Lactuca virosa, 525 nucleotides. The record is from the annotation of a GenBank genome assembly. Lineage: Eukaryota; Viridiplantae; Streptophyta; Magnoliopsida; Asterales; Asteraceae.
AUGUUUGCUCAUUUGCAUGCCAACAGUUUGAUGAAAUGUUUGGUUCAUUUGAUACGGAAGGAGUUAUGCAAGAGCCUAAACCCGGAUGAGGCUGUCGCAUAUGGUGCAGCAGUUAUGGCUGCAAAGUUAAACCCUAACAGUGAUAAAAUUAGGUUUGGAGAUUUGGUGUUAUUGGAUGUCACUCCUUUGUCCCUUGGUAUACAAUUAAUGGGAGAAAUAUUUGACGUGGUGAUCCCACGUAACACUACAAUACCUAGGAAGAAAUCUAGAAUUUAUCGAACAGCCUUUGAAAACCAAACUUCCAUUGGUAUCAGGGUCUAUCAAGGUGAAAGAGCCAGAUCUACAGAUAACCAUUUGUUGGGGAUGUUCACAGUUUCUGGAAUACCACCGGUUCGAAAAAGACAUGUACAAGUCAAGGUGUGCUAUGAAAUUGAUGCCAACGGUAUCCUCACAGUCACAACCAAGAUAUUAGCAACUCGUCAGAAGAAUAAACUCACGAUUACCAAUCAAAAAGGUAGACUCUAA